Melospiza georgiana is the source of this 2648-nucleotide messenger RNA. RefSeq names its product kininogen 1 (gene KNG1). The record is from RefSeq and is a predicted model, not a curated record. Gene Ontology annotation, molecular function: cysteine-type endopeptidase inhibitor activity. The transcript is spliced from 10 exons. Bases 1 to 1812 code for a protein of 603 amino acids. Gene Ontology annotation, cellular component: extracellular region; blood microparticle. Lineage: Eukaryota; Metazoa; Chordata; Aves; Passeriformes; Passerellidae. Gene Ontology annotation, biological process: negative regulation of blood coagulation; negative regulation of endopeptidase activity; positive regulation of cytosolic calcium ion concentration.
AUGAAGGCCUUCAUUGUACUAGCACUCUGCUGUAGUUUUUUCUCUAGCAAAGCCAUUCCUCUUGCAUUUGAGUUUUCAGACUGUGAUGACCCUGAUGUCUUUAAAGCUGUUGAUGCAGCACUGAAGAAAUACAAUGAAGAUGAAGCAACUGGUACCCAAUUUGCUCUAUACGUGGUGAUGGAAGCCAAGAGAACUGCAGGUCCUGACCCACAGUUUUAUGUGAAAUACAGAAUACUUGAAAGCACUUGUGCCACUGAGGAAAACAAACACUGGCAACACUGUCAUUACAAAGUAUCUGCAGAGGCUAAAACAGGAGAAUGCACAGCUCGAGUUCAUAUGAAUGAUGCUGAUAAAACAACUAAUGUUUCACAAGAGUGCAGAAUUUUCUCAGAUGUGUCAAAGAUAAGACUUACUGAGGCUCCAUGUCUUGGAUGCUUUCAUCCUAUAUCAAGUGAUGGUUCAGAAGUGUCAGAAAUUCUGAAAAAAGCCAUUCAAAAGUUUAACAAGCACAGUGGUGAACCUGCCCUUUUUAAGCUUGCGGAAAUAAAAGAAGCUAAGAGACAGGUGGUAGCUGGAUGGAACUAUAUAAUUAGAUAUAAAAUUGAGGAGACUAAUUGCACCAAAGACCAAUUUCAAGAUUUAACUCCAGAAUGCAAAAUCACUUCUAGAGGUCGUGUAGCUAAAUGUGAGGCCAAAGCAUUUCAGAAUCUUCAUGCAGAGAUCGUAGAUACCAUCAGCGACUGCAAGCUUCCAGUUGAAGAAACAGUAGUUGCUGCCAUUUGCCCAGGUUGUCCAAAGACUAUCCCAACUGACAGUCCAGAACUGAAGGAGCUACUGAAGGUUUCUACAGAGAAGUAUAAUUCAGAGAGCAAUGAUGACUUCUACUAUAAAGGUGGAGAAAUACAAUCAGCGACAGUUCAGGUGGUUGCAGGAAAAAAGUAUCAAGUAAAAUUUACAGUCUGGAAGACAAACUGCUCUAAGAGUGAGUUUGAGAAACUUAAUGAAGACUGUACAGCCACAUCAGACAGUGCAUCACUGUCAUGCGAUGCACAAAUUCAUGUGAUCCCAUGGCAGAAUAAAAUCUAUCCCCAGGUGAACUGCACUGAAGAGCACCAAGUGGUGUUCUUUGCAAGGAGGCCUCCUGGAUUCACACCUUUCCGGAGCACUGUCAUGCUAAGCCAGCCACAAGCAGUUUCACAGGCUGAUAAAAAUGAAGGAGAAAGUGAAAGCCCUAGCACAGAAACAAGGAAAGACAAUGGACAGGAACCAGAAGGUGAAGGUGAACCUGAGCAUAAACACAGGCACAAGCACAGGCAUAAGCACAGGCAUGGAGUUAAAAAGGAUCAUGACAAAAGGCACAGGCAUGACAUUGGUUGUGGGCACAGAAGUGGCCAUGGGUGUGGGCAUAAAAAACACAGUAAGAAGAAUAAACAUAAACAUCCAAACCCCAAAUCUUCUGAGGAGUCAAAUGAAAGGGGUUUUAAUCAAAAUGAAACCUUCCCAUCAUCAUCCAGUGCUGAAAGUGCACUGGAGCUGGUUAGUACAGGGGUUGCAAGGGAGGAAACCAGUGGACCUGCAGAGCCACUAAUUGUUCCUGAUACUUCUUUAUUUAAUGGAUUGCCAGAUCGCCCAGAAUCUCCUGGCCCCAGAUGUCCUGGAAAACCAUGGAAACAACUUGUUGGCUUUCCAGCCCCUCCUAGCUUUCCCAGAGAAUUCACAAAUGAGGAUCUCUUGCCUUCUGCAGCAGGAAACAUCGAUCCAGCUACAGAAAACAACGAGAAAGACUUUGAUCUCACAGAUGCUUUAGCAUAAUUCAAACAUUGCAGGAUCCUUUUCAGAAAUGUUAUAUAGAAAAUAAGAAAAAUACUGCCUUUUGAAAUGUAUAAAAUGCAAAGAGGCAAAAGCUCAUAUUCUGUUAGCUGAAAUACUCAAGUAGGUCACCAGCACUUCUGGGGACCUAAGACCAUAUGGCAAUACUGUGCAUUUGCAUAUAUUUGCAAAUAUGUAAAUCUGUGUAACUCAUCUGCCUCAAUUUUCUAUAAGCACAAACUGAAUCACUGCAUCAAAUCUUACUGUAUUAUAUCUAAAAGAAUGGCAGAAAGAAUUUUGCAGAUUACACUAAGAAUCUCGACCAAAUAUGGGUAAAACAAGUCAAUAUAGAACAAGAGAGCCUCUCUUAGAUAUGUGAAAUAUUUUUUCUUUAAUUUACUGGAGUGGAUCAUUUAAAGAACAAAAUAAAACAAAGGAACCUUUUAACCUGGUAAUUGCUUUAAAGAAAUCAAUAUUGCUAUCAGUCUAUCACUAGUGGUUGAUGUGUUGGAUGAGAUAACAGGGACAGCUGAGAGAAUCCUAAAUAAAGCAGAUUUAUUAUUCCCUACACAUAUUAUGUUAACUACCUAGCGAAGCACCUUGAUUGCCAGAUUUUCAUUCAGCAGAGAUGAACAAAUCCUACAGAUCAGAUGACAAAAUCAUGAACUCUUGAGACGCCUAAAAUUUGUGUGCCUUCUUCCGUUAAUAGGUUGUGCAUCAUUUUGAGACUGGACUGAUUUUCCUGUUUGGGGUAUCUUCCAAAGGUUGAGUUUUUGGUGCAAUGCAUUAGCUAAAAAGCACCAGAUAUUUCUUGCAAAAUAAAAUGCUUUCCCUCUGUA